AUGGCCGCCGCCGAAACCUCCUUGGCGUUUCAGGCACAGGAAAGCCGGGCCCGGGCUGGGGGCAGCAUGAGGGCCUUGAGUCUGCGGGGCCUGGGCCCUGUCACCAUGGACAGCUUCUUCUUCGGUUGUGAGCUGUCCGAGCAGGCUAGGUCCUACACCUUCAGGGUAGAGGAGGAGGACGACACGGAGCAUGUGCUGGCAUUGACCAUGCUCAGCCUCACAGAAGAUGCCAAGGAGGAGUGCAAUGUGGUGGAGGUGGUGGCCAGGAACUAUGACAAUGAGGAGAUUGCCAUCCCGGUGGCCAACCUGAAGCUGUCCUGCCAGCCCAUGCUCAGCCUAGGUGACUUCCCACUUCAGCCUCCAGUGACCUUCCGACUGAAGUCUGGCUCUGGGCCCGUGCAUGUCACCGGGAGGCACCAGAUUGUGUCAAUGGAAGGCAGUGAAUUCUCAGAAGAGGAUGAGAGUGAAGACCAGAAUCCAGAACUGCUGCCCAUUCUGCCUGCCAAGAAGCGUCAGGGAAGGUUAUAAUUGGCAAGGGCCCAAGGUUAUCUCUCCUUCCUAUUCACAAUGGCCUAGUUUCUCCAGGAUGUUUGGAAAGUUGUUUUUUUUUUUUAAAUGGUUUUCUUGAUUUCUCAUCUGCAAGAGAAUAGGGGCAGAAGCUGGUCUUAGAGACAAAAAGGAGGAACCCUAAAGGUGCCCAUUCCCACUACCCACCAGACCACCAUCCUGAGGCCCCAGGGUUUGGGGUGGAAAAUUGUUCUAGCACAAAUCUUACAUCCUCCUUCCCAGAUCUCUUUGCUCUAGGCUUUUCUUGCCCUCAUCUAGGGUGAAAGCUGAGAUUAGAAGAUAGUGGGGCCCUAUAAAGAAAGCAGAAAAACAAAGAUUUUCCCUUCCUUGACCUUGUCUCCUUGGUGGGGCAGAUGGACAGUGAAAUGAUUUUAUUCAUAAAUUUAAUUCAGUAUUUCUAGAUACUUUUUUACAUUUUUGGAAGAAGUUGAAAAUAAAGUGACU
Messenger RNA from Gracilinanus agilis (Agile Gracile Mouse Opossum), 1011 nucleotides. It is a transcript of the gene NPM3, whose product is annotated as nucleophosmin/nucleoplasmin 3. Gene Ontology annotation, molecular function: chromatin binding; RNA binding; histone binding. Lineage: Eukaryota; Metazoa; Chordata; Mammalia; Didelphimorphia; Didelphidae. The transcript has 6 exons. Gene Ontology annotation, biological process: chromatin remodeling. Gene Ontology annotation, cellular component: nucleolus; cytoplasm; nucleoplasm. The record is from RefSeq and is a predicted model, not a curated record. The coding region runs from base 1 to 528 and encodes 175 amino acids.